AUCCUCAUCACAGGCAACAAGGCACCACACCUCUUCUUCUUCUUCCUCCUCCUCCUAGCACAGCUAGCGCCUGCUCCCCUUCGCCUGUGAUCAUGUCUUGCAGCAGCGGCAAGUGCGACUGUGGCUCCAGCUGCUCCUGCGGCAGCUCAUGCAACUGCAUGUCCCCUAACGUGGAGACCGCCGCCGCCAGCAGCAUCAAGACCACGGUCCUCGCCGCGCCGACCACCAAGGCCAGCGCCGGCGGCUUCGAGGCGGCCACCGAGGGCGGCGGCUGCGACUGCAACACCUGCAACUGCGGCACCAGCUGCGGCUGCUCCUGCUGCAGCUGCAACUGAGCCGGUCAGGCGAUGGCGCACGAGAGUCGAGAGGACGACGACGAGUCGUAUAAAUAUAAUAGCGGCGUCUAAAUAAGAUCCUGUCAACUGCACCCGCCAUUAUCGAUCCAUGGUCGCUCCUGGGGUUCAUGUUCAUCUGUAACGUGCUCGCGGUCAUGUCCGUCUCGUGCCGGAUUUAAUAUUUAUAUGCAUGUAUUUGUGUU
This is a messenger RNA of Zea mays, 538 nucleotides long. RefSeq names its product metallothionein-like protein type 2. NCBI's taxonomy places the organism in Eukaryota, Viridiplantae, Streptophyta, Magnoliopsida, Poales, Poaceae. The record is from RefSeq and is marked validated. The coding region runs from base 93 to 335 and encodes 80 amino acids. Gene Ontology annotation, molecular function: metal ion binding. The transcript is spliced from 2 exons.